Molecule: messenger RNA, 488 nt
Organism: Aspergillus welwitschiae
Lineage: Eukaryota; Fungi; Ascomycota; Eurotiomycetes; Eurotiales; Aspergillaceae
Exons: 4
Coding region: 1-471 (156 amino acids)
Source: RefSeq, a predicted model, not a curated record
AUGGAAAAGCAAGCUCCUUUUGUGAUUGAUUGUAUUCUCAAUGCGGCCGGUUCGUCGCCCGCCGGAAUCCUCGGAAAUGCUUACGAAUACACUGAUUUACUUAAAUGGUACGCGGAGAUCUUCUUCGAUGUUCGCCGGGUGAUUAAUGAGGCAUUUAAACAUCUAUCCUCUGUCUUUGUACAGAUAGUAGCGGUUCAUCGUCGUUACCACGGCUUGAUGACCAACCAGAAAUUGCGUCGCGUUAUUGAUCAUGAAGUGUUUUUGGCGCGCCGCCGUGAACUUCCGGGAGUUAACUAUGAGAAGUUGUAUUUGAUGCCUGGCGAUGCGGGAUAUGUUCUGUGGACCGGUGUAAAGCGGUCGUUCCGCACCGCCAUUAUUGAAGUGUUGAACUGGCAAUUCGAGGGUGAUAACCUCGAUGACGUGCUCGAUAACGUAUUGGAGGGUUGGCCAGUCAUUAUUGGGGAGCUGUAGGGGCUUUUCGGUGUGGC